This is a messenger RNA of Schistosoma turkestanicum, 765 nucleotides long. NCBI's taxonomy places the organism in Eukaryota, Metazoa, Platyhelminthes, Trematoda, Strigeidida, Schistosomatidae. The record is from the annotation of a GenBank genome assembly.
UUUUUAAAACUGGUCGGUAUAUUGGUCAUGGGAUCUUUUUUGAAGGUCUCAGCUUCAGCGCUUAUUUCUAAACUAUUUUCAACUUACGCUCAUGAAUCAUCUCUAGAAUUUUCCCGAAUCAUCAUAUAAGUAUUCAAUACAUUACUAAUUAUAAUGGAAAAUUCCAUGAAACUUUUACAAGUUCAAGUUUUUUUUCGACAUGGUGCACGUACACCUUUAUUUCAUGUAAAAUCAUCCAUUUGUCCUGAAGCUAUAUGGUCUCCGGAAAUGUCUACAGAUUUAUCGCAUACAUUAUUUCCAUAUCGUUUAAUUGAUAUUUCAACACAAAAACAAAUUGAAUUAACUAAUGACUAUCUGGAUAAAUUAUUUAUUUUACCUGGUGGUAACAGAGUUGGUGAAUUAACCAAAGGUGGUCAAUUAGAUGCAUUGAAUUUGGGCAAUCGUUUGAAAAAAUACUAUAGAGAAAAUUGUCAUUUCCUUUCAGACAAAUUUCAAUCAUCACAAUUUUAUCUAAGAACUACAUUCAUUGCUAGAACGAUUAAAUCAUUACGUUGUGUCAUGGCUGGUUUAUAUCAUGACAAUUUGUCAUCAAUAAUUGAACCGGUUAAUGUUGAAUGUGAAAAAUUGACCGCUGAAAUUCUCUUUCCAAAUCCACAUACUUGUGACCUACUUGUACAAUUAUUCAAUGAUGGUAUUGCAGAAUGUCAUAAAUCUAAAAUUUUCCAAGAAAUGAAAGAAAAAUUACGAAAUAUUUUAGGUAAGUAA